AUGUAUCAACAACUGUCUAUUGCAUUGACUCGGAGCUCGUCGUGUCGUGGGUUUGCCCAGAAAGCAGCAAAUAUUAAUGUACAAGAGCGUCUAGUAGCUUUAUGUCGUCAUCGUGGCUUUGUAUUUCCUGGUUCAGAAUUAUACGGUGGUCUUGCCAAUAGCUUUGACUACGGGCCACUCGGCGUUCUCAUGAAAAAGAACGUGAUGGAUCGAUGGUGGUUUGAGUUUGUGCAGAAACGACCCAAUUGUGUCGGCCUUGAUAGCUCUGUGCUGCUUAAGUCGGCAGUCUGGACGGCGUCUGGCCAUGUCGACAAUUUUACAGACCCCAUGGCGGUCUGCCAAUGCUGCAACUCUCGCGUUCGCGUAGACCAGCUGCUUGAGAACAAGCUGGAGACACAGGAGGAGAUGGACGCUGUGGCAUCACUGUCUUUAGCUGAGAUGGAUGCCUUGCUUCUGCAGCACAACGUGGCCUGUCCUCAUUGCAACAAGAUACACAGCUUCCAGCCCGCCAAGAAGUUUAAUCUGCUUUUUCGCACAAACAUAGGUGCCACGGACGAGACGUGCGACUGGAUUUAUCUACGACCGGAGACGGCACAAGGCGCCUACAUCAAUUUCGCCAAUGUGCAGAGCACCAUGCGCAAGAAACUGCCGUUUGGCGUCGGCCAGAUGGGCAAGAGCUUCCGCAAUGAGAUCUCGCCUGGACACUUUCUGUUUCGCACGCGCGAGUUUGAACAAUUAGAGUUACAGUUCUUUACGCACCCCAACGAAUCGGACGACUGGUAUCUCUACUGGGUGGAUCAGUGUUACGACUUCCUGAUCAAGUACGGUAUUAAGCCCGAGAACCUCAGGAAGCACGAGCAUGCGCCUGAGGAACUGGCUCACUACGCGCGCGCCACAACGGACAUUCAGUUUAAGUACCCUUUCGGUUGGAGCGAGUUGUGGGGUAUUGCCAACCGCACCAGCUACGACUUGAAGAAACACAUGGACGCGAGUGGAAAAAGCCUUAAGUACCAAGACCUGGUUGCAAAGGAAGAGUUUCUGCCGCACGUCAUCGAACCAGCGCUUGGUGCUGGACGUGUCAUGCUCUCGAUGUUGCUGGAUGCUUACGAUGAAGAAGAGGUGAGCGGCCGCAAGCGCACCGUGCUACGUCUUCACCCGGAUAUUGCCCCGUACCGUUUUGCUGUGCUGCCGCUUGCUAAGAAGGAACCUUUGUUGGAAGUGGCUCAGAAACUCUUUGAAAAUUUGUGCGAAAGUGCUAGUGUAGAUUACGAUGUUGCGGGCAGCAUUGGCCGCCGUUACCGCCGCCAGGACGAGAUUGGCACGCCGAUGUGCUUGACUGUGGACUUUGAUACUCUCGAGGACAAGUGCGUAACUGUUCGUGAUCGCGACAGUAUGGAGCAAAAGCGCGUGCCGAUGGAGCAGAUUCUUGAACGCACUUCUGUGAAAUACUCCAGUUUUUCAUCCUUCUAA
Peronospora farinosa is the source of this 1470-nucleotide messenger RNA. NCBI's taxonomy places the organism in Eukaryota, Oomycota, Peronosporomycetes, Peronosporales, Peronosporaceae. The record is from the annotation of a GenBank genome assembly.